GUAAAAUUUAUAUCACGAGAAGAGAUAAAUCUAAUUAAGAAAACAGAAGUCUUGGAUACACCAUGAUUCACAAUCAGACCAAGCUGUAACCAUUCGAAUCGAGCUGGCUAAAUGCGCCUAUCUGGAAGCAAAGGCCAAGAACUUUGAGUGAAGUGAAGUGAGAUAUGAGGUUAAGUUCAUGUGUUCUUAGUUUUUGUGUUGUGAAUUAUGAUAUAGUGGUAAAGGAGAUAUACAAAUCUGUAUUUUUUUAAUUUUACUUGUAAGAGUUAGUCAUAGCCACGUCUAUGUCAAAAUGAUGAAUUCAAGUCGAGAUCGAGAACCUAAUCACCAUUCUGCAUCUGGAAGUCAUCCUCAUUCUUCUAUGAUGAAUAUGCGAGAGAAAGAAAAGUACAUAGAAAAUUUCGCUUUUCCUUAUUGUGAUUUAACAGAGAAAUAUGAAAAAGUGGCCAAAAUUGGACAAGGAACUUUUGGAGAAGUUUUCAAGGCAAGAGAUAAGAGUAACCCCAAAAAAUUUGUGGCUAUGAAAAAAGUUUUAAUGGACAAUGAGAAAGAGGGAUUUCCGAUUACAGCUCUUAGAGAAAUACGAAUACUGCAGUUAUUGAAACACGAAAAUGUAGUAAACUUGAUCGAAAUUUGCAGAACAAAGGCUUCCCAACAUAAUAGAUAUCGUUCAACGUUUUAUCUGGUUUUCGAUUUUUGUGAGCACGAUCUAGCAGGUUUGUUAUCCAAUGUUAACGUUAAAUUCAGUUUGGGUGAGAUCAAGAAAGUUAUGCAGCAACUUCUCAAUGGACUUUACUACAUUCAUAAUAACAAAAUUUUGCAUAGAGAUAUGAAGGCUGCAAAUGUAUUGAUAACCAAGAAUGGAGUUUUAAAACUUGCUGACUUUGGGCUAGCAAGAGCAUUCAGUACCAGCAAAAAUGGAGUACCAAAUCGGUUCACAAAUCGGGUUGUUACUUUAUGGUAUCGACCGCCAGAACUUCUUCUUGGAGAACGAAAUUAUGGUCCACCAGUUGAUUUGUGGGGUGCCGGAUGUAUCAUGGCUGAAAUGUGGACACGUUCCCCAAUAAUGCAAGGAAAUAGUGAGCAGCAGCAGCUUACUCUGAUAUCUCAACUUUGUGGUUCAAUAACUCCACAAGUAUGGCCUGGAGUGGAAAAUCUGGAGCUGUUUAAGAAAAUGGAGUUGCCUCAGAAGCAAAAGAGGAAAGUGAAAGAACGUCUUACCCCAUACUUGAAGGAUCCAUAUGCCUGUGAUCUACUUGAUAGGCUCUUAGUACUCGAUCCUUCCAAACGUGAUAACGCAGACACGGCCCUCAACCACGAUUUCUUUUGGACUGAUCCCAUGCCCUGCGAUCUAGGUAAAAUGUUGGCCAACCACACGCAGAGUAUGUUUGAAUUUUUAGCCCCUGCGAGGCGUGCAACGCAAAUGAGGCACCAUUCGAUACCUAGGCCAUCUACAUCUACUAUUCAAGACAGUGGAUAUCAGGAUAGAGUUUUCUAGUGGAAAGUUGGUGUUAUGCUAUGUGACGUUGUAGGAUUGUAAUGGAAUAGACUGAACUGGUGCAUUGUUCAGAGACUGAAAUAUCAAAGUGAUACGUAACAGGUCAGCCAAAAUGUAAUCCUGCUUAGCUGUAUUCCAUUAUCAAACAUCCUAUUGAAUGAAUGUGAAAAUAGAACCAGUAUGAGCAAAGCAGUAGUGCAAUUUUUUACUUGAAAUUGAUAUGGCGAAAAUUUGAAACACAUGACAUUCAAUACUUAUCAGAGGUAAUGUUUUUGUUACUGUCAGUGUUUUAAGGUAGAAAAAUCCAUACAUAGUUUUUUUUAAAGGUUAAUAAACAAAGUAUUUUGCCUGCUACUUGUGAAACUAUCAACUAUACCUAAAAUUAUUGAAAAAUGGUAAUAACAUUAUUCACGGUUGUAUCAAUAAAUAUCGUGAUACCGACUCUAGUAAGCAUAUUACCAACUGUUACAAAUUGGAACAAUAUCUAUAGGGGUAUGGUUCGAAAGUAAUCAAAUGCUAACCAAAAGUAAACAGAAAUUUUGACAGCCAUUAUCUGAAAUGAAUGAAAUUUUAUUCUUUUCGUAUGUUUUUCAAUGUAUGAUGUAGAAUUGUGUUAUUGAAAGAGGACUGAUAGCUUUGAACCCGAAAAUAAUAAACUUUGUCAUUAAAGUUGACGUCUGAAGCAGUGUUAGAAUAUUUCAGUCACUCCACUCUUUAUCCUACAUUUGAUUAAGUUACUCUCAUUAUAUUCAAUAUAAUAGUAUUGACAUUUGGCGACCGUACAAUAUAUACCAUUCACUUGGUUGACAUUUGCUUCACAGAUUUUCAGAAAACCAUUUUCCAAAUGUCAUCAAUUUUUUUUUGAAUAUGACAGCAGCGGUUAGUUUUUGAAACACGAAACAUUCACUAAGAAUGUAGACCAAAUUUAAUCAAAUGCUAACCUAUACUGAUCGGAAGUUUUGACAGUGGUUUCCGGAAAAACCAUUAAAGGUUGGUUAUCUUCGGAACACAAGUAUUUAUUUAUAGGUUAUUUGUUAUAUUUGUACAAUGCGGAGUAAAUGAAGAAUUUUUUUGUUAGAAAAUUACUCUUAAUGUUUCAAUGGAAUGUUAUUGAGAGAAAACUGAUACUUUUGAUGUCCUAAAUAUUCCUAAAUGAAGAACUUCAUUGAUUUCUAAACCGAAGCAGGGUACCAAAGUUAGAUUAUUUCAAACUAUAUUAUAUAGGCAAAAAUUAGAGUAUCUCUACUCUACUCAAGGUCUAAAUGUGAUUGUUCACUGCUAUUAUACUCAUUCUGAAGGUAUGCAUUGGCAUGUGGCCACCAUACAAUGUUUGCUAUGGUUGACUUUUGGUUCACUGAUUUUCAAGAAACCAGGUUCAAAACAUCACCACUUUUUUAUGAAUAUGACAGCAGCGGUUACUUUCGAAAUGCCUAAUGAAGAUUUUGGUUACUUUUGGGUCAUACUCUUAGUUACAAGACAAAAUUGAAUAUUUUGACAUAAUUAACAUAAUGACUUCUAUCAUCUGUCAAUAAUGAUGUUUUCUGAGAACUUACUCUACGUUAUUCUUGAACACAAGUAUACUGA
Messenger RNA from Leptinotarsa decemlineata (Colorado potato beetle), 3082 nucleotides. Its product is annotated as cyclin-dependent kinase 9. Gene Ontology annotation, cellular component: nucleus. Gene Ontology annotation, biological process: protein phosphorylation. Gene Ontology annotation, molecular function: cyclin-dependent protein serine/threonine kinase activity; RNA polymerase II CTD heptapeptide repeat kinase activity; ATP binding. The record is from RefSeq and is a predicted model, not a curated record. Lineage: Eukaryota; Metazoa; Arthropoda; Insecta; Coleoptera; Chrysomelidae.